AUGUAUUCUGUUCAUCGGGGAGUUUACCCUCCUAAGGGCCAUACUUGCACGGACACUUGUUUCCCGGGGGCGAAACUACCGAAGCAGGUUCUACAGUGGGUGGUGACACGGAUCCUCCCGUUGGUGGGCCUGCCGGACCAUCCGGUGGAGCCGUUGGUUCGGGCGAUCAAUCUUCUUCAAGCGGAAUGCCAUCUGCUAGUCCUGUCGGUGCCAAAUCGGGAGGAGGAGGAGGAGGAGGAGGUGGAGGAGGAGGACAUCAAGACGCCCCAACAAUCGGACGGGGUGGUGGUAGAACUCCGGAACUGUGUGGAGAGCUUGGCAAGCGUUACUUCGGAUGCUUCGGGUGCUCCAGGACCUCCGGGGAAGGAUAGUCCUUCGGCUCCUGGAGAUCCUCCUGGCAGCGAUCCGCAUUCGUCCGGUCUCCAGGGACGUGUUCCUUUGUUGGAGCUAAUUAUAAGGUUAGUCUAG
Molecule: messenger RNA, 468 nt
Organism: Morchella importuna
Lineage: Eukaryota; Fungi; Ascomycota; Pezizomycetes; Pezizales; Morchellaceae
Exons: 2
Coding region: 1-468 (155 amino acids)
Source: RefSeq, a predicted model, not a curated record